Moneuplotes crassus is the source of this 463-nucleotide messenger RNA. The record is from the annotation of a GenBank genome assembly. Lineage: Eukaryota; Ciliophora; Spirotrichea; Euplotida; Euplotidae.
CAAAUAAAUAGUAUUAAUCAUGGGCAAUAACUGCUGUGUAUCCAAUAAAGAGGGAACCCAAAUGGAUCCUACUAAACUAGAGAUCUCCCCAAGAAGUGACAAACUUAAUAUGAAAGAAGGAGCCACUCAGGACAAAAUAAAUGAUGGUUCAACUAAUAGUAGUGAUGAAGGGAAAUCUAAAACAAAGAGAAGGAAGAGAGCCAAGAAAUCUAAGGAAGAUCUCUCAGAUUGUGUUGAAGAAGUGAAGCAGAUCCCUGGUGGGAGGGAUGAGACCAGAAAUACUGAACAAUCUAUGGAAGGACUGAAGAUUGAAAUGAUCCCUUCUCAUAGCGACUUAAUCCAAGCAGCUGAAGAUGAGGAUAGUGGGAGUGACUAUAAAAGCUUUAAUACUGACGGAAGAGCAAAGAGUGGUAUAUAAUUUCCAUGAAUAUUAAUCAAGAUAGUAUUAACUUGGUUUAGAUAU